CGGGGACGUGACGUUUAGGCAGUCGCGAACAUGGCGUCUCGAUCGACGGGCGGAGGAACCCUCCUCGCCUCGGGAAUCAGAACGCGAGAGCGCAAAGAACGCAAGCUAUACAGUGAUGACUGGGCUCUUGGAGAUGAAGAGAUUGAGGGUCACCACACCUUUGACCUUGAACAAAAAAUUAAGACAGACAAAUUUGACUCGUGUUUUGUCAAAGACAUGACAGAUCAUGAAUAUACCUUGGCUCAUGUCCAGGAGAAAGGAUUUAAUUGGCCAUUACUCUUCAAAGACAAAUCGAAGUUGGGCAUUACAAUACCCAGUUCAGACUUUACCAUAAAUGAUGUGCGACUGUGUGUAGGGUCACGGAGAAUGCUUGACGUCAUGGAUGUGAACACACAGAAGAAUGUGGAGAUGACAAUGAAAGAUUGGCAGCGAUACUUUGACAGCCAGGACAAGGACAAGCUGCUGAAUGUGAUUUCCCUGGAGUUCUCUCACACCAAGCUGGAGUCACUGGUUCAGGCACCCACAGUGGUACGCCAAGUAGACUGGGUUGAGAGAGUUUGGCCUAGACACCUCAAGGAAGCACAGACAGAAGCCACCAAUGUCCUGGAGGACAUGAUGUAUCCAAAGGUCCAGAAGUAUUGCCUAAUGUCUGUCAGAGGAUGCUACACAGAUUUCCACAUUGACUUUGGGGGCACUUCAGUGUGGUAUCAUGUCCUGAGGGGAAGGAAGAUCUUCUGGCUGAUACCACCUACAGAACGCAAUCUGCAACUGUAUGAGCAGUGGGUGUUGUCGGGGAAGCAGAGUGACAUUUUCUUUGGGGAUACAGUUGAGAAGUGUGCCCGAAUAGAGCUCAAGCAAGGCAGCACCUUUUUUAUUCCCACUGGUUGGAUUCAUGCAGUGUAUACCCCAGAGGAUUCCCUAGUGUUUGGAGGGAACUUUUUACACAGUUUCGGCAUAGAGAAACAGCUGCGUGUUGCUCAGGUUGAAGACGCUACACAUGUACCUCAGAAGUUCAGAUAUCCUUUCUUUACGGAGAUGCUUUGGUAUGUCUUAGAGCGCUAUGUCCAUGUUUUGCUUGGCCGCACACACCUCACUCUUCCUCCUGAUGAGCAGCAGAAAUAUGAAAGAUAUUUGGCUUCCAAGAAGAAGAACAAUAAUAAUAAUAAAGUUAAAGGGGAGGAUGAAGAGAGUGAUGGAGGAGAGGACGUGCCUGAGGAGCACAUCCACCUCACUCAGUUUGAACUUCAUGGCCUCAAAGCAAUCGUCAUGUACCUCCAUGCUCUGCCCACAAGCAAGAAGUGUGUGCCAGAGCUCAUUACAGACCCCAUAGCUUUAAUUAGAGAUGUCCGCACAGUUGUUGAAAAGCACAGAUAUGACAGCCCAGAACUGUCAACAACAAGUCGGCCGGUGUUGGAGUGGUGGCCCCGGGAAUCAACAAAGUUUGGUGUGAAACGACCAAUAAGUGAUCCAACUGCCGGUGCAACCAAGAGGAGACGAAGGAAUUCUGAUGAGAACAAAGUGGUCAGACUACCUCCCAAUGCUGCCAAAAUUAGACACAGAAGAGUGAGAUGUAAAUAUUGCGAGUCUUGUCUAAGAGAUGAUUGUAGACAGUGUGGUUUUUGCAUGGACAUGGUCAAGUAUGGUGGGCCAGGCACCAUGAAGCAAACAUGCAAAAUGAAGAAAUGCACCCAGCCGAUGCUCCCAGUGACUGCUGUCUGCUAUGAGUGUCAGCUUGAUGGAUGGGGACGAAUGAUAGCGACCCCACCACAUAAGCCUCCUCCAAAUGUGCCAAGUGGCCUGUUUGAAUGCUGCAUCUGCUACAAGAUUUCACAUCUCAAGUGUUUGUCAAACAAGUAUGAAGAUGCAGAUGGUAUUGUCAACGAGGAUCUGCCCAACAGCUGGGAAUGUCCAGAAUGUGUUAAAGAAGGAUAUAAUAAGGAGUACAAACACAAUCGGGUUCCAAGCAGUCGAACCUCAACAGCAGGGAGUGACACAGGUGAUAUAAAGACUCCACAGGUCUUGUCCGAAGCAGAAGAAGAUGUGAAGGUUAAACUAGAGACAUUGGAGAAUGGAGGAGGAAAAUCUUUUGAUCCCAAGAAAGAUAUGUCUCCGGUGAAGGUGAAGCAAGAGAUAGGCAGCGCCGUAGAAGCCCUUGACGCCGCGCCGCCCCACAUGCCCACGUGGGAGCAGCUGCAAGCUCGGGUCUCACGUCCUCUAGUCCGUCCUAUGUGGGUGGUGCGGCCCACGCCCCCUCUGCCCGACGAGGAGGAGGAAGAGGAAGAGGAAGACGAAGAGAGUGGCAGCGACGGGGAGAGUCGGACUGCCGCGCGGGAGCCUCCGCCGCCCACCAUGAACCGCUCGGUGAUGCUGCCCGUCUUUCACCAUCUGUCAGUCCAGGACCUCAAAGUUGUGAUGCAGGUCUGCCGAGCUUGGGCGCAGUGGGCCAUCCACCCGGCGUUGUGGAAAGCCAUCAGUUUGUCGCACAAGAGGAUUCACGCCACGCACCUGGAGGGCGUCGUCCGGCGCCAGCCUCGAUCCCUGGACCUGAGCUGGGCCAAGAUUUCGGCGGAGCAGUUCUCUUGGCUGCUCGCUCGCCUUCCUCAGCUUCGUGAGCUCCACCUGGAAGGCCAGAAUUGGCAAGUCAUAUCAUGUCUUACUUCUCCAUACUGCCCAGCAUUGUCUGUGCUCAAUCUUUCCUACUGCGAAGGCUUGACUGACAAUUCGUUGACUGUAUUGCUGUCUGCGCCACGCUCUCACCGGCCAGGACAUCGCGAUACGUCAACAAGACUGCGCCAGUUGACUGACUUCAGGCUGGCAGGGACUCAGGUUGGAGACGAAGGGGUUCGUGCUAUCGUGCGCUCUCUGCCGUUUCUGACUGCAUUGGAUCUCAGCAGCUGCCAGCGCAUAACAGAAUUAACGGCGGCCCUCCUGGCUCAACCUUCCAGCGUAGUGAGCCACUCGCUCUCUUCAUUGGACCUGAGGGGAUGUCACCGUCUGGCCCCCACCUGUCUGCCCUCGCUGAAAUGUCUGCCCCUCCUCGCAAGGCUUGCCCUCCACCCGUGCUCGCGCAUUCCACUCCCUGCGUUGAGUGUCUGGGGUAAGUCACACGGGUAUGCCCUCACGAAUCAGGAUGUGUUGGUGCGGAAGCCACCCCCUCCCCCCGACCCCACGGCAGACCCCUCCUCGGACUCCGACUUGUCGUCUCUGUCCCGCUGUUCCUCGCCAGGGGCCGCGCAGGCAGUGCAGAAGGGAGAGGACCUGCGGGUAGACGAAGAAAAGAGUAAAGGGCCUGAGGAAAGUCAGGCUUUGGGAGACAAAGCCAAGGAUCAGAAAAGCAGUAUUAAGACCGAGGCACCUCCGGCAGAGAAAACGGCGAAAGUUCAAACAGAGAAGGAGCAGGUUGCGUGUCAUAAGGUGUUAACCGAAGUAAAGGCUGAAAACUCUGAAAAGAAACCUGAUAGCAUCAGUACAAAGCAAAACCACAGGGACAAAACAGAAAGCGCAAGCAACCUCGAGAAAAAGCCAGAUGAAUCGGGGCCAAGCAAGAGUGAGCCCGUGACGCAGAAGUCGGGACCAGAAAGUUCGCCGAGCAGCAGCUUGCGAGUGUCAACUAGGAGACAGAGUCGCCUGCAGGAGGGAGAAGGCGAAAGUGGAACCAGAUCAUCAAAUACAGAACACACUGCCAAGAAGAAUUCCAGUCCAGAACUCAAGGAGAGGAAGGCCUCCAGCAAUCCAGACCAAACAUUGAAAAAGCCUGCGAGUUCUGCAGAUCUAGCUAAGGGGAUUAGCAGCUCAGAAGAAGGAAAUCUCACCGAGUUAGACCAAAAAGUUAAGAAACCUUCGGAGCAAACCACCGAAAAGGCGACAAAUCCUGAACAGGCGGUUAAGAAUCAGUCUUCUCUUUCGCGGGAAAACAAAGAGAGAAACAAGAGUCCAUCUUGCGAAAAGAAAAGCAAAGGUAAUGAUAUUUACCUUUCGCAGCAAGGGAAAGAUAAGACAGCGGAACAGGUCUCAAAGAAAUGCUCUAGUUCCGAUGCCAAUACUAAGAAGCAAAAUACGACUUCAAAUCAAGCUGGAGAGAAAAAAUCCGGAAAUACAAAUUCAGGCGAAAAGGACAAUGAAGAGAAAUCUGCAUCUGAACAAAGUCCAUCUAAGGGCCAGUCUGUUUCAUCGGCAGAGCAAAAUAAAAGAAAAAAUGCUACAGAUACUGCUGAGGAGACACCCCAAAAACAGGGAAAUACAGCCGAAGACGGCUCAAAGCCUGCACCAAAGUCGGAACAAGAAAGUAAAGCCAAAGCCGCCCCCUCCGAGAAUACAGAGAAGAACAAUGCUGAUUCAGCGGACACCGCGAAAAAAGCAGGCCCGCCACCGACUGAAAGUAAGAAGAACAGUCCAUCUGCCACUGAGGAAGUUGACAAGAAGACUGCCAACGUCUCUGUUGGCGUUUCUUCAAGUGAAGAAAAAGAUAAAAAAUCAGGAGUUCCCGUAGGCGGCGAGAGCAAGAAAGGUGGCUCCCCGGCAGCCUCGACCGCGAAAAAGAAAACGCCAACCUCUCCAGAGCAAGUAAGCAAAAGGAAGUGUGUAGAAAAGAAAAGUUGUACAAGCUCGAGCCCAAGCAGCAGUGCGGCAAAGAGUGCAGACCAGCAGAAAAAUCAAAAGAACAUCAUCAUUACAUCAGUUGAGGUCCAUCGGGCAGACACGUACGAAGGGAAAGGAGAAGCCGAGUCUGGGGUUAGGCGACCAGAGAGGAGACAGAGUGUAAGGAGGUCAAAGGAUGAACAAGAAGGAAAGUCGGAAGAAAAGCGAGAUAAGAAUGAAAAAGUGGGCACAGAAUCCCCGAAAGAUAAAAGGCGAGAUUCAAAAAGUCGCGAAGAAGAAAUGAAUAAAAUCACAGUAGAGGAUUCUUCCGAAAAAGAAAUGAAGUCACCUGCCCCGAGGAAAAUUGAUGAGAAGAGGCCAAGUUCCGCCAGCAAGAGGUCUGGAGACAAGCACCUUGGCCAAGAGGCGUCUGGGAAAUUGAAGCAAGAAAAGGACAUCGUCACGCGGUCAACGAAAAGGUUAAAGUGUGAAAAGGGAACCGAAGAGAAGCAGGGCGACCUCCCUAAAGAUGAAGAGCAAACUAAAUCCAACGAGUCGGUCGCGGAUACACGAAAAACUUCCAGAAGAAGUAGAGAGAGCAGGGAGGAUAAAGAGGAAGUCCCGGCUGAAGAGGUAGAAAGGCGGGAAAUCAAGUCCCCCAGGCCAAUAGCCGUGAGAAGAGAAAGGGAUUCUCUCUCAGGCAAAACAGCCGAGAAGAAGGAAGACGAUUCUAAAGUGGCCAAGAGGGUAAAAACAGAAUCCGAGGAAUACAUGUCGAAACUACGAAGGAAAUCCCACGACGGGGAAGCCUCUAGUGAUUCGAGUAGCGUUUCCGAAAACACCCGGAAAGAAGACACUGCUCUCGAGAAGAUCAGAUCUAGGAGGAGAUCCCUGAGGGACGACGACGCCGCGAAAUCGAGCGCCGAGAAGAAGAAAGAGGACGCGAAAGAGGAGAAAACCAAGGCCCUCCAGAACCCAUCGUCCGAGCAAGCCGAAUCCCCAGCCAAAGCGAGCAAGGCCAGUUCGCACUCCAGCGAGAGUUCCGACUCGGGGUCCAAGCACAAGCGGAAGAGCGACGAAGGCGACGAAGGCCCUUCGAGCUCCAGCAAGAAGAGCAAGGACGAGGCCGAGGAAGGCAGUCGAGCGCCCAAGAAGGCCUCAGACCUCCACAGAGAAAGGUCCGGAAGCAGAGAGAGACCGGAGAGAGCUCACAGGUCACCAAGACGACUCUCCAUGUGUCAGUAGUGUGUGUUUGUUUUGAAGUCUAUAUUUUUCGGAACGAUUUCUUAUAUUUUCUAAAGUGAUCUCAUACUUUAUGUCCUUUGAGAAUAACAUUGUAAGAUAUGUUAACUGAUAGGGCCAUAGACGAAAAAACUAGGUUUAUUUUCUGUAGGCGUUCGUGUAAACUAUGUAGGCCGCUCCCUCUCAUGAAAUAUUAUAUUGUACAUAAUUGUUCAAGAAUAUUUAGGAUACGAUUUAUUUCACGUUUGAACUAAAUGUUGUUUGAUGUUACAAUGGAACAUGAUUAUAUGUAAUUUACCCAUUAUGUAUGUUAAAAAGGUGUUGUUUUAUAUGUAUAUAACUUGGUGCAAUUUCGUAUUAGUAUCUUCAGUAAUUGGCAGUAAUUCGCCCCAGUUUCUGUAAGUUACAAAUAAAUG
Messenger RNA from Penaeus indicus, 6236 nucleotides. RefSeq names its product lysine-specific demethylase 2A-like. The record is from RefSeq and is a predicted model, not a curated record. NCBI's taxonomy places the organism in Eukaryota, Metazoa, Arthropoda, Malacostraca, Decapoda, Penaeidae. The coding region runs from base 31 to 5823 and encodes 1930 amino acids. Gene Ontology annotation, biological process: regulation of transcription by RNA polymerase II; protein demethylation. The transcript is spliced from 16 exons. Gene Ontology annotation, molecular function: transcription coregulator activity; zinc ion binding; protein binding.